UUUAUUUCCAUUUUACGGUUUGUACUAACUCCAACCAAAUUCCACGCUGUGCCCAAGGGAGGACCCAGGGAAUCAGACGGAGAGGGUUGCGUGGGCGUUCGUAGAAUCAGCGGCAGGCGUGGUCUUCAACGGCGAAAUCAACGGCCUUGAUCUACCCCGCGGCCGACCUCAUCUUUUUCCAACCUUUCGUUGGUCGAAAGGAUAUCUUGACUUGUUUGAAAAUUUCUUCUCUGAUCCUUGACCAUCGAAGAGAGAGGGAGAGUUUAGAGCGAAGGAGAUAGAAAUAUGGGGGUGUUGAAUUUCAGCAAUGGGUAUGCGUAUUUAAUGGCGAUUAUGGUUUUGGUGGUAUUACCUUUAGACACAACAGCAAAAGAGCAAUUGAGUACUAGAGAAUGUGAGAAUCUGGGUUUCACAGGGCUCGCUUUGUGUUCUGAUUGCAACACUCUUGCUGAGUAUGUCAAGGACCAAGAACUGGUAGCAGAAUGUCUGAAGUGUUGCACGGAAGAUUCUAAUGACUCUUCCAGCAAGAUAACCUAUUCUGGUGCCAUAUUGGAAGUGUGCAUGAGGAAACUGGUUUUCUAUCCCGAAAUUGUUGGUUUCAUCGAAGAAGAGAAGGACCGCUUUCCUUUUGUUAAAGUUCAAUACGUUUUCAAUUCACCACCCAAACUGAACAUGCUUGAUGAUGCAGGUCAACAGAAGGAGACUAUAAGAAUUGACAACUGGAAGCGUGAACAUAUUCUGCAGUUCCUGCAAGAGAAGGUUAAGCCUACUUCGGCAUACUGAGUGGUCUUAUUCUCAAUCCUUUAUUGGCGCGCAUGAUUGUAAAGUUACCAAUUCAAAUUGGAACUUGGACACUUGAUGUUUGUUAACUGGGAAAUGCUUUUAGAUAAUGAAAUGACUACAAACAUGUAUUUGAUAGUUUUUACCGAUAUUGUUUGCCAUGUCAAUAGAUUUUCAGCUUAUUGUAGACGAUUUUAGAUUGAUAAACGGUUUUAGCUCAAGGAGAGAAGCUACCCCAUUUUGUAAGAUCCAUGAAAUACUUUUUGAUUUUGUCUAAAUGCACUAAUGCAGAUUUUGGAUA
Humulus lupulus (European hop) is the source of this 1081-nucleotide messenger RNA. RefSeq lists its product as uncharacterized. Gene Ontology annotation, cellular component: endoplasmic reticulum lumen. Gene Ontology annotation, molecular function: oxidoreductase activity. The record is from RefSeq and is a predicted model, not a curated record. Bases 286 to 783 code for a protein of 165 amino acids. Lineage: Eukaryota; Viridiplantae; Streptophyta; Magnoliopsida; Rosales; Cannabaceae. The transcript has 5 exons.